Messenger RNA from Trichosurus vulpecula (common brushtail), 453 nucleotides. RefSeq names its product ribonuclease pancreatic-like. Gene Ontology annotation, molecular function: nucleic acid binding; RNA nuclease activity. Bases 1 to 453 code for a protein of 150 amino acids. The transcript has a single exon. The record is from RefSeq and is a predicted model, not a curated record. NCBI's taxonomy places the organism in Eukaryota, Metazoa, Chordata, Mammalia, Diprotodontia, Phalangeridae.
AUGGCUCUGAAGAAGUCUCAUAUGGUACUUGUCCUGCUGGGGUUCUUCCUAGUGGGACUGGCCCAGCUAUCAGCCGGCGCAGAGUCUGCUGCAGAGAAGUUUCAGCGGCAGCACAUGGAUACAGAGCACUUGACCGCCAAUAACAGCAACUACUGUAACCUCAUGAUGAAGGCCCGGAACAUGACCACAGACAGAUGUAAGCCUAUCAAUACUUUCAUACAUGAGCCUAAGGAAAUAGUUGAUGCUGUCUGCCAGGAGGAGAACAUCACCUGCAAGAAUGGGCAGACCAACUGUCACCAGAGUAGUUCGCCUCUGAUUCUCACCCAGUGCACCGAGAGUGGAGCCUCCCAAUUCCCCAAUUGCCUGUAUGACACGACCUAUCUUAACAACCCUAUCAUUGUGGCCUGUGAGGGGGAUGUCUAUGUGCCUGUGCAUUUUGAUGCAUAUGUGUAG